Messenger RNA from Mytilus trossulus (common blue mussel), 6929 nucleotides. Its product is annotated as low-density lipoprotein receptor-related protein 4-like. Gene Ontology annotation, molecular function: Wnt-protein binding; Wnt receptor activity. Gene Ontology annotation, biological process: canonical Wnt signaling pathway. The record is from RefSeq and is a predicted model, not a curated record. The transcript has 24 exons. Bases 143 to 4390 code for a protein of 1415 amino acids. Lineage: Eukaryota; Metazoa; Mollusca; Bivalvia; Mytilida; Mytilidae.
CUUCUGUUAUACAGGUAAACUUUGAUCACGUGACACCAAUGAAUUGUGAAAAGCUUAAAGAACAUAUAUACCCGGUAUACACACUAGUUUAAUUAGUAUUGAUAUGAACAUCAAAGUAUAAGUUUCAUAAAAAGGAAAAAAAAUGGCAGGUGCACGCUGCUGGACCCUACUAUAUUGUCUUAUUUACGUUUCUCAAGUUGCAUCAAAUGAAAAAGGAUUAAUUGUAUCAACGUUUCCAAAUUGGAUGAAUAAUGGACAAUUAAAUGUAUACCAUGGUGACCCUUCAUCGUUUGUUACUGAUCAAACUGUAGGACUUUCAAGACACGAUGUUGACUAUGAUGCACAAGUGACGUCAAUUGCGGCUAAUACAGAACACGAUUCCGUUCUUUUUGUAGAUGCAAAAACAAAUACACUUUAUAAUUUUGAUAAUUUUAAUCUUUAUAUGAACCAAACUAGUCAACAGUUUACUGCUAUGCAUACCGGUAUAUCAGCAACAACGAGUCAAAUUGCAUAUGAUUGGUUGAGUAAAAACGUCUACUGGACUGAUGGAUUCUACAAAUGGAUUGCUACACAUCCAGUCAUGAAAAAAGAAGAUAUGAGCUUGUAUAAAGUGUUAGUAACAAAGCAUUUAACGAAACCUGAGGGCAUAGCAGUGGAUCCUUAUAAAAGAUACUUAUUUUGGUCCGAUGUGAUAGGUGUAACAUCAAAAAUAGAAAGAUCAAACUUGGCCGGGGAUGAAGACAGUCGAGUAGUGAUAGUUCAGAGUGACAGUCCAGUAUGGAUAUCAUCUCUAGCAGUAGACACUGCAACACAGACUUUAUACUGGGCAGACAUUGGUCGGCAGACGAUUGAAACCAUUGACUAUGAUGGAACCAAGACCAGCAGAAAAGUUCUAGCUAAACUUUUAGGAUCUGCAUUCAUAGCAAUAUCUUUAGCUAAGGAUGUUAUAUGUGGAAGUAACUAUAAAGAUCUCAGUGUUAGGUGCUAUGAUAAAAUAACGGGAAAUAACACGUGGUUUACUACUUAUUAUUACAAAGAACCAUGGGCAGUGGCUGUAUAUGACAAAGAUUUGCAAACCAAAGCAACUCAUCCAUGCCAGAACAAACAAUGUGCCCACAUAUGUAUCAACAUUGAUCAAUCAAAUGCGAAAUGUAUGUGCAAGGAAGGAUUCAAGUUGAAAUCUGACGGAUUUUCGUGUGAAAGUGAACAUGGAUUUUUGUUUGGAAAAGCAAUCAUAAUGGCCAAUGCCACUGAUGCUUGUAUGUACGAUGCUCACAUCAGCACAAAUGCUAUGCCUACCUCUGACUGCUUUUUAACAAAUAUGUCCGGCUUAAUGUAUUUUGCUGUUGACAGUCACGAGCGCCAGUUUUACUACAUCGACGAGGUAUCCAUGUCGGUAAAACAAGUUGAUAUGAUUAGUAACAUAGAGAAGGUGAUAUAUACAGGAUCUACAGCAAUCUCAGGAUUUGCAUUUGACUGGACAACGAAAAAUUUAUUCUGGACCGAUUAUCGAGGAGGCAAGAUUAUUGUUCAUUCCGUGUUAACAUCUGCAACAGCAGAUUUAGUAACAUUGUUAGACAGUCCGAGUUAUAUCACUAUAGAUCCACACAUGAAAAAAAUGUAUUGGAUCACAGGUUAUGGAUAUACUGCUACUCUCGAAGAAGGAAAUUUAGAUGGAUCUGGAUUAAAAACAAUUCUGGCUAAAGGAGAAAUUAGUUAUCCAGAAUCAUUGUUCUGGGAUGUAACGUCACAAAAAUUAUAUUGGAUAAACAAUGGUGACCUAGUCAGUAUGAAACCCGAUGCAUCUGAGCCUAAAUAUCAUGCAUAUGUAGGGUAUGCAACUCAUAUAGCAAAAUAUCAGGAUUACACACUUUGGACCACUGGUGACGACACCCUGGAAAUAGCCCAUUUAGAUUCGUAUUAUCCAGAUACUUCAGUCUAUGCUGAAGAUUUAAGUAUGAUCAAAGGAUUAGGAAUCUACGAUGUAGAUAUGCAGCCAAUGGAAAUCAAUAACUGCUCAAACUACAACGGAGGGUGUCAACAUAUUUGUCAGCCAACAGCAACUGGAAUGAAAUGUUAUUGUAAUUUUGGAUAUCAAUUACAAGCUGAUGGAAAGGCCUGCUCCAGUACUCCUUUUGAAGAUUCAUUUGCACUCUUACCCGAUGUUACACAUGACAAAAUAUACCAAGUAUCCUUGUCCAAUGGGGAGCUGCGAGCACUUGAUAUUCCUGACAUUGACGUUCCAGUCUCUAUUAUAUAUGAUAAACUCACGAAGAAACUAUACUGGACUAAUGCUGUCAAGACAGAAAUCCGAAGUUCUCCUCUGAAGGCAGCCGUAUCAGAAAUACUUUAUGAUACCUGGUCGACAUUACCAGUUGGUUUGGCAUUUGAUUAUUCGUCGGGAUUGUUAUAUUUCACUACAGAGUAUUACUGGGAUCCCAGUUUUAUAGGAUGUAUUCAUCCACAUGUUGGAAAAGUGCACAAGAUAAUUUCAAAUUUAGAUUUACCAAAGAACAUUGCAUUGUAUCCAUCGAAAGGAAUACUGUUCUGGACUGAUAUUUCAACAGACCCUACGAGGAAUUCAUAUAUUGGAUCUGCAUUUAUGGAUGGUACUGGGAUGAAGAAAAUUGUUGAUACGAAUGUCAACUCGCCUAAUGGAAUCGUUAUUGAUUAUAAAGCUGAUAGAGUAUAUUGGGCAGAUGCUGAUCUAAGUACAAUAUCAAGUUGUAGACUCGAUGGUACAGAUAGGAAACUAGUUAUAGAGGAACCCGGAGCAAUGCUGGUUGGAGUUGAUAUAUCUCCACCAUAUCUUUAUUAUGUUGGACGAAACAAACAGUCGAUCUCAAAAUUUGACGUGAAGAUGAACACUAAGAUCCAAUUCAUGAAUGAUAUACAUGCUCUUGGAAGAAUAGAAUCGAUCCGAGUAUAUCCAGAACAAGCACAACCAGUGAAUGCUCAGUGUAAGAAUGAGAAUGGUGAAUGUGCUUUAUUUUGCCUGCCAACAGCAACAGGAAGAACAUGUGCUUGUGAAGACGGCCAAACACUCAAUGCAGAUGGCAAAACAUGCACAGGACAUAUCACAUGUACUUUGAAAGUUCCAAAUGCCAUCCUUGAAGAUAGAUGUAUAGGACAUGCAACUGGUAGUUGUAAUUUCACAUGUGCAGCUGGAUACGAAAAAACUGUAGAAACAUUAGAUUGCGAUGAAAAAGGAAACUGGAAUCACCACGUCAAUACUGCUUGUCAAAGUCUUACUGGUACGUGUAGAGCUUUUAUUCCUUAUGGACAUGUCACUCCAUCUUGUAACAAGAAGAUCGGAACAACAUGCUCAUAUGUAUGUAAUGCAGGAUAUGUGCCGAAAGAUAAAGAUCUGACUAUAUUAUGUACAGCAAGUGGAGCAUGGGAUAAACCUUUAGGGGACCUCUGUGUUGCUUCCGCCACUUAUUGUCCGAAUAUUGUUAGGAAUGGUCUGCUUGAUUCGGCGUGUCCACGUUCAUCAGGAAGUCAAUGUGAUUUCACGUGUAAUCAGGGCUACACGAAGAAUGCUGAUAUAACUGCUUUAGUUUGUCUUGGAAGUGGACAAUGGAAUAUUCAGGGAGAGUUAUGUAAGCCAGAAUCAACAGUUCGAUGCCCAUCAACUAUACAAAAUGGUGCUUUUGCCGAACAAUGUUUCUUCAAAGUAAAGACCUCAUGUCCUUAUAUUUGUGAUACUGGAUUUGACAAAAACCCACUAGUAGAUCUAGUAAUGUGUAUGGAUACUGGCAGUUGGAAUUUCAAUUUGAUGUCUUUAUGUAAACCAGCAAUGAGUUCAUGUGAGAAAACUUUCAUGCACGGACACUUUCUGGAACCUUGUUCUGGAAAACAUGAUUCCAAAUGUGGCUUUGUUUGUGAUAAUGGAUACAUCCAACAACCAAUUGUCCAACAUGUCAUCUGUAAUGAUGGUAAAUGGGCGGUAGAUAGAAAUUCGUUGUGCAUUGCACAAACCGGAAAUGUGAUAUCUCCACAGAAACAAGUUUCAGAAGGUGCCUCCUCAGGUGCUGUUGUGGGUGCAGUCAUUGCUGCUGUUGUUGUAACUGUGAUAGUAGUACUUGUCAUCGUCUUUUUCAUAUUCAAGAAAAGGACACCUGCAGGACAAUAUGUUUCGAACAAUACCAACUUAAAAUUUAAACGAUUCGAUGACACAAAUGUUCCAGUCGAACAAGGAGGAAUUACUGGGUUUUCAAACCCUAUAGCAAACCAGCCGGACUAUGGUAAUUUUAGUCAUCUUCGUGAUGAAGGCUAUGUCACUACAGAAAUUAACCCAACAUAUGAAGGAGCAGAUCCAAAAGAUGUUAAUUUAGACGUUGCUAAAUCGCAGUCAACAAAUGGAGUUCGUACGAACAGCGAAGCAUAAUAUCACUAUUUGUUUAUCUUUUUUUGAUAUAUAAGCAUAGUUGAAAAUAUAUAAAUGGUGGUGCAUUGUUUACAUGCGACAUUCAUUACAAAGUAUACUACACAAACGUAGCAUUUUUGCAAGAAAUUAUAUGCAUGUUUAGUCCUGUCGGUAAAUAAAUUAUUAUCUUGUAGUACAAUCCAAAGAAAUUACAUGAAAUCAAUGUGUCAAAAUGUAUUUUAAAGGACACCGAUAUUAUUAUUCAACCGUGUGAUUCAUUUGUUUAAGAGGCCUUAUUCCUAUUUAUGCAGUGUUUUUUUUAAUAAAUGUAAGAGUUACUGAGCAUUUGUAUAUACAUUCCAAAAUACUUACUCUUUUUAUGAAGAUAAGAGAAACAAUAUGUUAAGAAUUAAUGUAAAUCGCUAUGUUGUUUAAAGAUACAGAUUAUAUUUUAUAUCUCCGUUGUUCUAAGAAGAGAUAUUCAAUGUGUCGAUCUAAAAUUGUUUUGUAGUACAGUUGUAAGUGGAGUAAGUUUAAAUUUUGAAACCAAACACAUUUUCAAAACUAUGUUCAUAUUGUAUUGAAAUAAGAAGGUGUGGCAUGAUUGACAAUGAGGGAAUGAUACAUCGAAGACUUUGGCCGAGGAUUUAACAAUUGACAGAGAAAACAAAUGGCCUACAAAAAAAACAAAACACCAUAGCAUAUAUUGGAUAGAUGUUUCAUUCGCAAUCCAGCCACAUCUUCUUAUUUCAUACCGACAACAAAUAACAGUCAAUAAACAAUAACUUUAUUAAUUUAUCAAAAGAUUUCGGAGUUUUAUUUAUUUUACUAGGAUUACUACUUCCCUACAAAUAUGUAAGUUUAGCCGAACUGGUGUUUAUCAAACUUAGGCUCUUUAUGUCGGUAAAGAAUCUAGCAAAAUGGGAAUGAUAUUUGAAAAUAUGUCCUUGAAGUGUUCAAUAGUUAAGUCAAAAUGACCUCUUAUUAUUCCUAAAGAAUUAUGUCCUAUUGAAAACGAUAGAACGCAAUUUCAAAUGUCCAAUGCUGUGAUGUAUAUGAUAUGCUCUCAAUAUAAGCGGAUUCCCCUAUUUGGUCGGGUUGUUUUAUCUUUGACACAUUACCCAUUUCCAUUCUCAAUUGGUAUAUCAGUAGGCAAAACAUUUCAGUGAUGUAGAUUUUUCUAACAUUUAGAAAACAAUUGAGCAAUGCUGCAUUUAAGAAAAAAAACUGCGGAAUGAUAUCGAAUUUGAUUUCACAGCUCCCAACCACUUUCAGUUUUAUUAUAUAUUUUUACAUUUGUUCAUUUACUGUAUAUAAUAUCAUGUGUGACAUAAAUAUUUUUUUGUAACAUAUUAAGUUUUGAAUAUUCCAUAUACUUAUACAAUAUAUACAAGAAAUCCAUUUGAUAUACUAGUAAUGUAAAUAGUGAUCAACACUUGACUUAUUAUAUAUGUGUAUUGAAUCAUACAUUUAUUUUUGUCAUUAUUAUCAGGGCAUUUUAUUUGCAUGUGUAAAUUCUUAGAUUUCAUUUAUUGCAAAAAGAUAUUGGGCUGGUCCCAUAUUUUAAAAAUGUUACAAUGUAAUAAAGAAGAAUGAAUACAGAUUAUUUCCAUUUUAAGAUAAGCAUAUUGAUAUUAAAGUUUGACUUUUUGUAAAUAAAUUCAGAUGUUUGAUUAAAGUAAACAAUUUACCUUCAAGUGGGGUUUUAUGAUUGGACUGAAUGUUCUUUUUCAUACAUCAUAGUAUCAAUUAUUUCUCAGAAUAGCCAAAUUUAGAUUUGUAUGUUGAACCAGAAGUGUCCUCCCCUAAGAAGAAUAAAAGGGAAUUGUAAUAAUUUUUUUUAGAUAAAAGAAAUAUUGAUGUUGACGUGUUUUGACACCAAAUAUUUUCCAAAAUAUAUUAGAACUUUUUUUUUUUUGGGGGGGGGGGGGGGAGAUUUGUUUGUGUGAGGGGAAAAGAUUUGGGAUGCAAGCAAAACAAAAUACUUUGUCAUAAUACUUAUGGAUGUGCAAUAUAAUGUUUAUCAAUGAAAUUGUACCUAACUAUACAAUUUUCGUUUUGUUGUUUGUUUAAUACACAAAGAGUUCGAAUUAUAUAUUGGGGCUGUGAUGAAGAUGCAUAACUGUUAUUCCCAAAUCAAUGAUUAUAAAUAUAACAUAUUGUUUUCCAAUUUGAGGUUGAUAUCGAAAUAUGGGUCUUAGAUAUAACAGGAAUUUCAUAAAACAUUGAAUUAUGAAUUAAGUACUACAGUAGGCAUCUUGAUAUGAUAUAAUCUCGAGUCACUUUUGGUAAAAAGUGAAACUGCGUUAAACUGCAAUGUCUACUUAAAAUACAACAACCAAUAAAUCAAAGCAUUAAGUAACUAUUUAGUAUGUUGAAUUCCUUUCCAUAAUCAGAAAUUUGCUGCAUGCCUAAGUACAAAAAGGUCAGUUGAUAUGUGUGUGAAACUUGUAUUAUUAAGAGAUAUUAAGACGUGAAAUAGAAAAAUGGUGUGAAGAGAGAUUAUCAUUAUUUUAUGUUAUUGAAUUGUAUUUUUCUAAAUAAAGAAAAAGACAAAUUA